This is a messenger RNA of Lutzomyia longipalpis, 3276 nucleotides long. RefSeq names its product dipeptidase 3. Gene Ontology annotation, biological process: proteolysis. The coding region runs from base 98 to 1417 and encodes 439 amino acids. The record is from RefSeq and is a predicted model, not a curated record. Gene Ontology annotation, molecular function: metallodipeptidase activity. The transcript is spliced from 2 exons. NCBI's taxonomy places the organism in Eukaryota, Metazoa, Arthropoda, Insecta, Diptera, Psychodidae.
CGCAUGCGCUUUAAAAAGUUUUUAUAGGGGGCGAAGUUUUCUUCCUUUAUUCCUUGAACUUCCUGACAAAUCAGGAGAACCAAAAUCCACCAAAACAAUGAAUUCGGUUGUGCCAAAUCACGAAUUCAUGGAGCUGCGAACGAUGCACCAGGUGCCGCCGUGUAAGCAGCAGUGCUUUGUGUACACGGAUAUCGAUCUGCCACCGGAAAUCACAAAGUUCUCCGAGAAGAUAAAGAAUGGGAAUGUACCCACGUACAAGAAGGAACAUACAUCCCCACCUCCAGUUGUCCACCGUAGGAAGAGUCGCAAAGUGGUGACUGUUUUCUUGGGCCUCUUCAUCUUCAUCGCCCUGGCUAUAGGAGUUCCACUUGCUCUGCAGCUAAGGAGUUCAUCUCUUCUCGAAGCACGUCUGGCUUUCAUUCGAAGGCUUCUCUCGGAAACACCACCUCUUGUGGAGGGCUACUGGCAACCACAAAUCGAUGCGAAUUUUAGCCAUAGCAUCUCAGACAUUACAAAGAACAUGGUUGGAGCUGUGGUAUGGCCAGUGGCUGUUCCAUGUGGUGCUCAGUAUCUCGAUGGUGUUCAGUUGGCACUGGAAGGUAUUGAUGAGGCUAAGCGACUUGCCAGGACCAAUCCCAUACUGCAGGUGAUUGAAACAGCCGACGAAAUCGAAGAGAUGCACCAUGAAGGGAAGAUUGGGGUACUCCUGGGUCUUCAGGCAGGACACGCACUGGGAUCCAGCCUAGCAGUUUUGCGUUCCAUGUACUCCUUAGGUGUUAGAGUGAUCUCCAUCACAGGAUUCGGGUGUACAACACCAUGGGCAGCAGCCACCAUCAAGAGCGACAUGAUCAUCCUGGAUGAUUCCCAACCACAUAGUCUUACAACCUUUGGCGAGACCGUACUUCAUGAGAUGAAUCGCCUCGGAAUUCUCGUUGAAAUCUCUCGAUUGUCAGAGCCAGCAAUGAUGAUGGCGCUCCACACAGCAAGGGCUCCUGUUCUUUUCUCCAAUGCUGCCCCACUAUCGCUGUGCAAUAGUACGUCUACCGCAGGUGUUCCUGACCACAUUCUCGGGAUGCUCACGCAAAAUGGUGGUGUUCUCAUGAUUAACGUUGAACGGUGCGGGGAGAAAUAUCUCACAGUUCGCGAGGCAAUUUCCACCAUUAACUACGUACGAGCUGUAGCGGGUGUGGAUCAUGUGGGGCUCAGUGGAUCCCCCAGCACGUAUCCACCCCUGCUGGCGGAGCUUGCACGAGAUCGUCUAUGGGGCAAUGCGGCCAUCAAGAAACUCAUCGGGGGGAAUUUUGUGCGAGUUCUCCGGGAAGUGGAGGUACUCAGGAAUCGACAGCCGCUGCACGAAGAGUGGAUUCCAACGGCGGCUAUCGAAGGGAAUUCGUACUGUCGCUACGCGGAAACAUAAAUAUAACAUACUCACCGGUAUGAUAUAUAAGCAAUUUUGCAUUGUAUUUUCACCACAAAAUUCCUCUCUCUCUCUUGAAGUCCUACAAAAAAUUUCUCCAUAUUUUUCUUCUUUUUUUUCCAAAUUCUUUUCCUCUUUGGCUACAUUCAUUGUUUUAUAUUUGGGAUAGAUGAUGGGGAUGGAAAUCAUCUCUAAAAUGAUUUAAUUUUUUUUUUACAAUCUAGUGAAUUUAUUUGUGAAGAUAAAACUAAAUUGAAGUUUAUGUUUAUUGAAAAAGAACGAUUAAAUGUUGUUAUCGAUGCUGCAGUGAAUUUAUUUGAUUGCUAUGUAUUUCAUUUUACUAAAAUCAAAUGUAAAAUAUUAAUUUACAGAAAUGCAUUUGAAACCGCAAUGUAUUACCUAUAGGGAAAAUUAUUAUAAUGAUUUUAUUUGGUUUAAUUAGUUUAAUGCAGAGGUAGAAAAUAAAUGCUCUAUCCGAGCGUUAUGAACCAAAAAGUUUUUUUUUUAAUUCAGAAAAUGUACAUAAAUUAAACGAAUUCAAAAAUAUUUAAAAUAAAAUGAUAAAAUACCAACAACAAAAUAAAAUUACACGAUUGUCGGUUAAUCAAAAAAGGUACCCCAAGACAAAAUUAGACAAUUUAGACAAUUGCAACAUUUAAUCUCCUGGAAGCUUAAUCUCGGGAACUUUCUAAUUCUCUUUGAAUGAGUUUUUUUACAAUUCGAAAAUAGGAAUUGCUGUUGUUUUUUUUUACAAAGUCUACAUUUUACAUCAAUCUAAAAGUUCAAUUGUCGCCACUCUGAGCUAUAAGGAGACUAACAAAAAAGUAAAAGAAGGACUUAAGCAGUGAGAUGGAACUUAUUGAAGCAAGAAAACCUUCUAUCUGCAUCUCAGUUUUAUAGUAACAAAAACUGAUUCUUGCUAAAACUCAGAAAUCUCUAUCUUGAGUAUGUCCAAAAAGUAUAAAUUGAUUGAUUUCACAUAAUAACUUUCUAUGAGACUAACUUAAUGAAAAAUAUGAAUUUUUCCAAGCUUUUCCAUCUCAUUUUUGUCAUUUUUUUAAAAAAUUUUAUUUAGAAAUUAAUGGUAAAGAUUUUUAAAAGACGAAUUAAAAAAUUAUAUUUUUUAUGCAAAUGUCGGUAGAAACUGUAUUUCUGAAUUCUCUUAUCUCUCAUAUACGACUUUCCUGUUCUGUAUUAUAAUGUGUAAUGUAUUUUACGUAUCGUAUGAUUUCCUUGCGCGUAACAUGAAACGAAAGCCAAGAAUUUGGAGUGAAUACUUUUCAAUUUUUCUCACACUCAACUUUUCUUCCCGUUUUAACUCGAUCAUCCUCUAUAGAAUUCUUAUCUCCACCAUUCUCCACAGAACAACAAUACAUAUUAUUUCUAGGAGACUCCUUUCGUGCAAUGUUUUUUUUUUCUCCUCAAAAUAUAUGUGUCACAAAUAGUGCUUCAACAUCCAAAAAACUUUCCCCCCUUUGCCUAUUUUUCGCGAGUUUCGGUAUAUUCCUCCGGAGAGAUGUGUGGAGACAAGUUUAUGAAAGUUGGCGAUAUUCUAUCCAUUGUAAUGCUACUUGUUAGACAUACCACACACACUGCAUUCUUUCUCGUGCUUCCAUGAUUUUAUUACUCGUGAAAAAUAAAACAUUUCAACACAAAAAAGUAGGUACUUGUGAGAAUCAUGCAUUCUGUACCGAAAGCGCUUUAGCUUGCUGGGUGUACAGGAUGGAGAUGGAAGAUGGAAAAUAUGUGAGAAAUGCAACGGAAGUGUGAAAAUGUAGGUAACACGUAAAAUUAUGUGUAUGUGUUUUUUUUUUGUAAAUCGAAUUGAAAAAGAGAAUAAAAUGGUGUUGAACUUAAUA